Messenger RNA from Bursaphelenchus xylophilus (pine wood nematode), 1312 nucleotides. Lineage: Eukaryota; Metazoa; Nematoda; Chromadorea; Rhabditida; Aphelenchoididae. The record is from the annotation of a GenBank genome assembly.
AUGUCGAGUUUAUUGUUAUUCUGCCUUGCCUUCGCCACCCUGCUCCAUCCCUCCACACAGCAGGAAUGCGCGGACGGCGAGGAGGUGAUAGUGCCGAAGGAUAUCGCAGACCUCAAGAAGUCGUGCGAGGACGGGUUCCUGAAAGUCACAGCCUGCUUGUUCGACGGCGGAGAGGAGAAGGGCGGGUUCGACGUGCCCGUGAAUCGGCAGGCAACCUACGGAACCUUCACUUAUGGGUGAGUUUCAGAGCUGACUGAACUAUACACUUAUACUCCGGGACUAACGUUUGGAACAGGCUAGAUUUUCUUUGCUGCUUGAGAUCAGAGUUUCAUUUCUUCUCUAUUAGAAUCGGAGUGUAUUAAAACCUUGAAUGAAUGCAUAGCCGUAAAAACCAGAAAGCUCAUAUAAGCAAAAAACAAAAUUUUUUAAAAUAGGUGGGACAAAAGUUUGGAAAAGGGUUAGGAAUGCGACCAUAAAUGUAAGGAAGCUAUCCACCGAUUUUUUUUUUGAAAUUUCAUAUCUACUCUACUAUUAGUCUGUCGGGAAAAGAAUCAGCAGAAUUUCGCGCCGAUAGCAUCGCUGAAGUGAAAAGCUAUUUGAUUUUCCCGCGACACAGUUUAUUUUCUCGGCGACGCGAUUUUUGUUCCCACUGAAUGUUCAUUAUUUUCCCGACAAAUUUAUAUUCAGAGAUAACAUCGAAUCUGUGACCCCAGGAUUCCAGAAGUCAGGGGCGUAUAGGCGGUCACUAUGUACAAAAUUUUCAAUUAUCCUGGUCCCCUCUUACCAUUUUUUUUUCGACCCCGGUCUGAAAAGGGAUGUAUCCCGUUAUCCUCUCCGCCUCCCUAGCCACGCCACUGCCAGAAGCCAUCCUGAACGUCUGAUUUUUUCGUUAUGAAUCUUUUCAUCAGGCGUGAACGGACGGACUAGAUCAGUCUGUCGAUAAAAUAGUGGCGGGUCGUUUGAGCAAAACCAUUUGCCUCAUUUCCUUGAAUUUAUCGAAAACUGUUUUUAUUUGUCCGCUUGUUUGAACUUUUUUCAACAUUUUCUAAAAGCAACCACAAUGAACUUUAACAUGACUUAAACUUUAGGCAAAUUUGCAUUUCAUUUCCUUACCAUAACAAGUUUUUCAUUUUGUUUUAAUUGACUACAUAGCUACACUAAAUAGUCAUCCUAAAUACACAAGUUCUUACAAAAAAAUUUGCAUUCUAAUUUUUUAAAAAUUUUCAGUUGCGCGCUAAAAGACGAUGACAUCAUCCCCUACGUGACGUCACCGCUCGGUCCGUUGAGUCGACUGGUGCGGCGAGUGUAUUGA